AGACUCCAGGCUCGCGCACUAUACCAGAGUAACAUCUGACACAAACGCACUGAAGCGGCAGACUUGGUUGAGAGGAGGAGAAGAUGCAGAGUUUGUCUGUGAAGGCCCUGACCCUGCGCCAGCUCGGGAGACUCACGUCCCUGCAGGUCCCGUCCGCGUGGCACGGUGCGAGCGUGUGUCUGCACUGCCCGCGGGCGCUUCACGCUCGUCAGCUCUGGGGCGCAGGCGCUCCUCUGGUGCAGCGCUCAGCGGCGCUUCUCAAACCACGAGACGCCUCCCGCACCUCGCCGUAUCAGCAGACCCGCUGUAAAGGCUACAAGCGGAGGAAGGGCCGAGCGGGAGGGGCCGAAGGGGAGGAAGAGGAGGAGGAGGAGGAGGAUCCUGAGGCGAGCGAUUACGAGGACGAGCUGCAGGACGAUCCCACGUUACCUAAAGACUACAGAGACCAGGAGAGGGCGCUACAGUCGCUACGCUUCGAUCUCGUCAUGAAGACGGGACUCGACAUCGCUAGGCAUAAAAUCGAGGACGCCUUCUACGAGCACAAGCUGAGACUAAACGGACAGAAGCUGAUAAAGAAGAGCAAAACUGUCAAAGUGGGAGACACACUGGACCUGAUCGUUGAGGAGGACAAAGAGAAGGACACGGUGACGCUGAAGAGGGUCGUCCUGAAGAAGAUUGUCGGAGAAACGAACGACGGAGAAAAACAGAAAGUCCUGCUGAGGAGCUGGAAACAUCUUCAGCUUCCCAAACGAGACGCCUUCAGGGAAUAAACCGCGUGAACAACGCAACGAACAAGAGAGCUUUAUUAGCACAGAGCGAGAGUGUGUUUCUCCUCCACGCCGAUCUGGAAGAAUGUGGUGCUGAAAACUGACAGAACGUAAUAAACAUUUUCACAACGUUGUAGAGACUCGAAUCGAGGAAGUGCACAGGAUUAUUUAUGGCUCGGUGUAAGAUCAUCUCGGGGGGGUUUAAUAUCUCACAGAUUAAACUUUCACUGAGUGAUGAGCCAAAGUCUGAUCGUUUAGUCACAUGAAAUACCGUGUUCAUAUGCAGUAGGCUGUAAUAUAAAAUAAAUUAAAACUGUUUAAAGUGUG
Messenger RNA from Clarias gariepinus (North African catfish), 1094 nucleotides. RefSeq names its product mitochondrial transcription rescue factor 1 (gene mtres1). The record is from RefSeq and is a predicted model, not a curated record. NCBI's taxonomy places the organism in Eukaryota, Metazoa, Chordata, Actinopteri, Siluriformes, Clariidae. The coding region runs from base 84 to 770 and encodes 228 amino acids. The transcript has 5 exons.